ACAAUGCCAUGGCCAAACUGAAAUGUUGGAACAUAAAAUUGAUGUUUAAAAUGUGUAAAUAUUUUUUGGUGCUUUUACUCUGAACACAAUCUAAAUUUAUAAUAAUGCUAUCAACAUUUGUGCGGAGGUCUAGUGCGGUGCGUUCUGUGCCGGCGGUAUUCGGUCGGCAUCAGAGGCAGCCCCAAGUAUUGCUGUCCCGUACGUUUCCUCUGAUCCCGCCCAGCCAGUAUGACAUGCCCUGGCCUAAAAAGCUCAGCUUGCGUCACGUGCUGCGCGUCUACUGGGAGACCAUACCUCUGUUUUGUUGUAUUGUAUUUUCCGGUUUUUUGGUGGUUGUUUUUUCUGCGUGGUCCGUUUUACAUAAGGUGGAUGUAGUUUAUAAAGGGCAUAAAAACGAGAACAUAUCGCGUACGAUGGACUUACGGAACCCCACGAUACACCAGUUGCUCAUGGUGAACAGCAACAGCAAGACAUACGAGCCCUGGCCCGAGAUGCAGGACGUGCUGGACAAGAUGCAGGAAGCAGAGAGGAAAGCUGCGCUCGAAACUUGCAACAAACCAAAGUAAUGAAGUGUUUAGACACCAUGGUCGUGAAAUUACAUGAGGUUCCCUACGUA
Molecule: messenger RNA, 616 nt
Organism: Plodia interpunctella (Indianmeal moth)
Lineage: Eukaryota; Metazoa; Arthropoda; Insecta; Lepidoptera; Pyralidae
Exons: 2
Coding region: 105-566 (153 amino acids)
Source: RefSeq, a predicted model, not a curated record